UUGUAUCCAAACAUGACUCCCGCAGUUUCAGACAUCGCCUUUCAGGACUGAGUCCCUCAGUUCCCCAUCCGAGUCAACUCGGAAUCGCUUGAUUUUCACAGCUUCGAAGGUCCCUCAUCAUCAUUUCCGCUACGUUUUCCGCCACCAAUCGGUUCUGUUUCCGAUCAUGUCGACUGGUUCUACAUCCGCCGGCGUUUUGUCUUCUCCCGACGCCGAAGCUCUCCGGCGGAACCGAAUUCUGUCUAGCAAGCUAUACUUCGACGUGCCGCUCUCGAAGGUUCCGCUUAUCUACUCGCCUUACUAUGAUAUCGCGUUUAUGGGCAUCGAGAAGCUGCACCCAUUUGAUUCUUCUAAAUGGGGACGCAUCUGCCGGUUUCUAGUCACUGAUGGUGUUCUGGACAAAAAACAUAUAGUCGAGCCUCAAGAAGCUACCAAAGAAGAUCUUCUAGUGGUGCAUUCAGACUCAUACUUGAAUAGUCUAAAAAGCAGUUUGAAUGUCUCCAUUAUAGUUGAGGUCCCUCCUGUUGCGCUACUUCCCAAUUAUCUUGUUCAGCGGAAAGUUCUUGACCCAUUCCGCAAGCAGGUUGGAGGAACCAUCUUGGCGGCAAAACUUGCAAAAGAGAGAGGUUGGGCUAUCAAUGUUGGUGGUGGGUUCCAUCACUGUUGUGCAGAUAAGGGAGGGGGUUUCUGUGUUUAUGCAGACAUAUCUCUUUGUAUUCACUAUGCAUUUGUCCGGUUAAAUAUUUCAAGGGUGAUGAUAAUUGAUCUUGAUGCACAUCAAGGAAAUGGCCAUGAAAAAGAUUUUUCUAAUGACAGGAGAGUUUACAUUCUGGAUAUGUACAAUCCUGAGAUUUAUCCAUUUGAUUUUGAAGCAAGGAGAUACAUUAGCCAGAAGGUUGAAGUAGAGAGUGGGACCAAAACAGAUGAAUACUUGGCAAAAUUAGAUGAAGCACUUGAGGUUGCUGGGCAGAUGUUUGAUCCUGAGCUGGUACUGUACAAUGCUGGCACUGAUAUUCUAGAUGGAGAUCCAUUGGGCAGGUUGAAGAUCAGUCCUGACGGGAUAACCAUUCGCGAUGAGAAGGUUUUCAGAUUUGCUCGUGAGAGGAACGUUCCUCUUGUCAUGCUUACUUCAGGUGGUUACAUGAAAUCCAGUGCCAGAGUAAUAGCAAAUUCUGUGAUAAACCUUUCAAACAAAGGGUUGAUCAAUACACGAGGUUCCCCAUGAGGACUCAGGUUGUACCAUUUAUGUACCACUUCGCGCUCUUGUAGGCACCUUUUAACUGCCUUGUAAAUAUUGUAAAUAGGCAUGUUUGUGAAGGUGUUAGUGUCAACCUGAGAUAAGUUUAUCUUGACCCUGAUGUCUCUACUGCAGCUCACAAUGAUAGUAGAUGAAUGACACUUGUGAUUCUUGUUUUAAUAUCACUCUGUUACUUAUAGUU
This is a messenger RNA of Diospyros lotus (date-plum), 1439 nucleotides long. Its product is annotated as histone deacetylase 2. The record is from RefSeq and is a predicted model, not a curated record. The transcript has 13 exons. Gene Ontology annotation, molecular function: histone deacetylase activity. NCBI's taxonomy places the organism in Eukaryota, Viridiplantae, Streptophyta, Magnoliopsida, Ericales, Ebenaceae. Bases 167 to 1225 code for a protein of 352 amino acids.